This is a messenger RNA of Penicillium robsamsonii, 216 nucleotides long. RefSeq names its product Glucose-repressible protein Grg1. Lineage: Eukaryota; Fungi; Ascomycota; Eurotiomycetes; Eurotiales; Aspergillaceae. The transcript is spliced from 3 exons. The record is from RefSeq and is a predicted model, not a curated record. Bases 1 to 216 code for a protein of 71 amino acids.
AUGGAGACUGCCAAGCAAGCCGUUAACUACGUCGCUGAGACCAUCCAGGGUACUGGUGCUGAGGCUUCCAAGGAGGCCAACAAGAACGUCGCCAAGAGCAGCGAUGCCAACGUCUCUACCCGCGCCAGCGCUGCCAAGGACGCACUCGUCGACAAGAAGGACGAGGUUUCCCACAACACCAAGGCUGAUGUCCACAAGGAGGCUGCCAAGAACUAA